Molecule: messenger RNA, 1494 nt
Organism: Nannizzia gypsea CBS 118893
Lineage: Eukaryota; Fungi; Ascomycota; Eurotiomycetes; Onygenales; Arthrodermataceae
Product: pantothenate transporter liz1
Exons: 5
Coding region: 1-1494 (497 amino acids)
Biological process (GO): transmembrane transport
Cellular component (GO): membrane
Molecular function (GO): transmembrane transporter activity
Source: RefSeq, a predicted model, not a curated record
AUGGAGAAACAACAAGAGCCAGCUCAAGUCGAGGUUUUGGCCGUUGAUGCUGAGCGAGGAGCUUCUCCUGGCUCUGACCCAUCGCCAGAUGCCAUAUACGUUGACCCAGAGCUAGAGCGCCGCGUCGUGCGGAAGUUGGAUACUCGGCUGCUAGGCCUAGUCAGCGUCCUUGCCGUCCUCGCCUAUCUAGAUCGAGCAAAUAUUGGAAAUGCUCGAAUCGCUGGGAUGGACGUUGACCUUCAACUGUACGGGGACCGCUUUGACUGGCUGUCAACCGUCUUCUUCAUUCCCUUUGUGAUCUUCCACUUCCAAGUGGUUAUGUGGAAACGGUUUAGGCAUGAUUACAUGCUUGUGUUUACUGUCUUUCUAUGGGGCCUGACAUCUACUCUGCAUGGAGUUGCUCGUAACUGGGAGGGCGUCAUGGCACUUCGGUUCUUCCUCGGAAUAGCAGAAGCAAUUUUCUCGACUGGAACUCUCUAUUUCUUUAGCUUCUACUACCGCCGUGAAGAGAUCGGGCUUCGCUGUGCGAUCUAUCUAUCCAGCGCACCGCUUUCAAGCUCCUUUUCUGGCGCCCUGGCAUAUGCUAUCACGUCGGGAACCUACAAAAUUGCUAGCUGGAGAGUCCUGUUCUUGGUAGAAGGCAUACCAAGUAUUCUCAUGGCUCCAUUGGCGUUAUAUCUCAUACCCCCGAGCCCGGACAAGGCAAACUUCUUUACUCCUGAAGAAAAAGAGGUUGCUGUGGCAAGACUUAAGGGGCAGGUAGGCCAUGUAGAGCGCGUAGGAAGCAUUGACUGGAAUGAACUUGGUGCUACAAUAUUGGAUAUCAAUGUGUGGUUUCCAACAGUUAUAACCUUCAGUGCAGCGUGCUGUUGGGGAUCACUUCCCAUAUUUCUCCCUACUAUAAUCAAGAGUAUGGGAUUCUCCGCAGUCACUGCCCAGGGCUUAACUGCACCACCUUAUCUAGUUGCUGCCCUCAUUACCAUUGUCUUAUCUUGGUAUUCGGACAGGUACCAGCAACGAGGCGCCGCAGUGGCUUUUGCUGCCCUUGUUGCUGCUGCAGGCUACGCCAUACUCGCUGUCUGUGAGUCAACAUGGGUUUGCUACUUGGGUGUCUUUCUGGCCGCUGCCGGUUUAUUCUCCGGCUCGGCUUGCCUGUCACCAUGGAUCAUGAACAACCAGGGGACAGAUAGUCGACGUGGCUUCACAGUAGCUAUCAUGGGGGUCAUUGGCAUGAGUGGCUCAAUACCUGGCUCUAGGCUAUAUCCCCUUACUGAUGGCCCUCGUUAUGUGAAAGGCAAUGCUGUCUGCGCUGGAGUCAUGUUUUUCCAGUUUCUUCUUGCAGUUGUAUUCCGCUGGCUGUUGGUACGACAGAACCGCAAGCUAGACAAACUAUACGGAACACUCGAAGAACAAAAGCUGCGCAGUAACCUUGGUGAAAACGAACGAGUUGUUGGUGGAGAGAACUAUAGCCCAAAUUUCAGAUACGUUCUUUAG